UCCCCUUUCCCCCUUCACCCAACCCCUGGGGCCACCGCCAGGUUCCUCCUCCCGCUGGCGCAGAGCUGCACCCACCUCAGGGACUAUAUAAGGGCGGUGCUUGAGCUGUGGGCAUUGUCAGAUCCCCAGCACCUCCCAGGCAGCGAGCAACGGCCUCACCAUGGAGCAGCUGAGCUUGGCCAACACCCGGUUCGCAGUGGACCUCUUCCGCACCCUGAAGGACAGCAACCCCUCUGGGAACAUCUUCAUCUCCCCCAUGAGCAUUUCCUCAGCGCUGGCCAUGGUCUUCCUGGGGGCCAGAGGCACUACCGAGGCACAGAUGUCCAAGACGCUUCACUUCGAUGCAGUUAAGGAGAUUCAUUCAAGUUUUCAGAGUCUGAAUGCUGAUAUCAACAAGCGCGGAGCUCCCUAUAUUCUGAAACUUGCUAAUAGGUUGUACGGAGAGAAAACCUAUGAGUUCCUCCCGGAGUUCUUGGCUUCAACCCAGAAAAUGUAUGGUGCUGAACUGGCCAGUGUAGAUUUUCAGCGAGCCUCUGAAGAUGCAAGAAAGGUGAUAAACGAGUGGGUCAAAGGGCACACUGAAGGGAAAAUUCCAGAAUUGUUGGCUGCAGGCAUGGUUGAUGAUAUGACCAAACUUGUGCUAGUUAAUGCCAUCUAUUUCAAAGGAAACUGGCAGGAGAAAUUCAGUGAAGAGGCCACAACCGAUACUCCUUUCAGAUUGAAUAAGAAAGACACAAAAACAGUGAAAAUGAUGUAUCAGAAAAGCAAAUUUCCAUUUGGCUACAUCGAGGACCUUAAGUGCCGGGUGCUGGAGCUGCCUUACCAAGGCAGGGACCUCAGCAUGGUCAUCCUGCUGCCAGAUGACAUCGAGGACGAGGCCACAGGUCUGAAGAAGAUCGAAGAACAAUUGACCCUGGAAAAACUGCAUGAGUGGACCAAACCUGAGAAUCUGAGUUACAUUGAAGUCAACGUCCACCUGCCCAAGUUCAAGCUAGAAGAGAGCUACAACCUCAACUCUCACCUGGCCAGUCUAGGUAUAGAGGAUCUCUUUAGUAGCAAGGCUGAUCUGUCUGGCAUGUCAAGAGCCAGAGAUCUUUUUAUAUCAAAAAUUGUCCACAAGUCAUUUGUGGAAGUUAAUGAGGAGGGCACAGAGGCAGCAGCUGCCACAGCCGGAAUUGCCAACUUCUGCAUGCUCAUGCCAGAGGAAAAUUUUGUGGCCGACCAUCCAUUCAUUUUUUUCAUUCGACACAAUCCCUCAACUAACAUCCUGUUCUUAGGCAGACUUUCUUCCCCUUAGAGACUGUGGAAAUCCAAGGCCCAGCUCAGACUUUAUUACUGGCCCUUCCAAUAGUUAUAGUUUUCAUAUAUCUUCUACAAUAAAUCUACCACCCCAAAA
Myotis daubentonii (Daubenton's bat) is the source of this 1396-nucleotide messenger RNA. Its product is annotated as leukocyte elastase inhibitor-like. Gene Ontology annotation, biological process: negative regulation of interleukin-1 beta production; negative regulation of endopeptidase activity. Gene Ontology annotation, molecular function: serine-type endopeptidase inhibitor activity. NCBI's taxonomy places the organism in Eukaryota, Metazoa, Chordata, Mammalia, Chiroptera, Vespertilionidae. The record is from RefSeq and is a predicted model, not a curated record.